AUGGCAGGUGCUAAUAAAAAAUCGAUUGAAGAAAUACAGGGUCUUAUAGAUGCACAUGAAAGGUUUGGAGAAGAAUUGAAGAGUGAAUUUGAUGAAUGUAAAGAAAUAACACAGUAUGGUUUUGUAGAGUUGACAGAUCAGAAUGGAGAAAUCAAGGAUAAAGACAAGUGGCUCUUAGAAUGUCAGACCCUUCUCAGUGUUUCUCUUGAUGUUGCUCAUUCUGAUGGUUCGAAUCCUUCCGUCCCAGGUGGAACAGUAUUAUUGAAAAAAGAAAUAAGAAGAAAAAAAAUUCUUUUUUUCAUUGCUGGUCAUAUGUAUAGAACCAACUUUGGGAUUGGACACAGUAUAAAAGAUAUUUUAGAAGCACAUGUUCCUCCGAAAGGCUUAUUAGGAUGCGGGCAUAAGGGUCUUUACAACACAAUCAAUAAUUCUCUUCACUUUCAAUUAGGUCUUGCUCUAGCUUCUUUGGGAGUUGUUACUUCCUUGGUAGCUCAACACAUGUAUUCUUUACCUGCCUAUGCAUUCAUAGCACAAGAUUUUACUACCCAAGCUGCAUUGUAUACUCAUCAUCAAUACAUUGCCAGAUUCAUUAUGACAGGGGCAUUUGCUCAUGGAGCUAUAUUUCUCAUUAGAGAUUAUAAUCCAGAACAGAAUAAGGAUAAUGUAUUGGCGAGAAUGUUGGAGCAUAAGGAAGCCAUAAUCUCUCAUUUGAGUUGGGUUAGUUUAUUCCUAGGUUUUCAUACCUUGGGACUUUAUGUUCAUAAUGAUGUUAUGCUCGCUUUUGGUACUCCAGAAAAGCAAAUCUUGGUUGAACCCAUAUUUGCUCAAUGGAUACAAUCUGCUCAUGGUAAGACCUUAUAUGGUUUUGAUGUACUCUUAUCUUCAGCAAAUGAUCCAGCAUUCAAUGCUGGCAAAAGCUUAUGGUUACCCGGUUGGUUGAGUGCUAUUAACGAUAAUAAAAAUUCACUGUUCUUAACAAUUGGUCCCAGAGACUUUUUGGUUCAUCAUGCUAUUGCUCUAGGUUUGCAUACAACUACAUUGAUUUUAGUAAAAGGUGCUUUAGAUGCGCGCGGUUCUAAGCUAAUGCCUGAUAAGAAAGAUUUUGGUUAUAGUUUUCCUUGCGAUGGUCCGAGACGGGGCGGUACUUGCGAUAUUUUGGCCUGGGAUGCUUUUUAUUUAGCAGUUUUCUGGAUGUUGAAUACCAUUGGAUGGGUUACUUUCUAUUGGCAUUGGAAGCAUAUUACCUUAUGGCAGGGAAAUGUAGCUCAAUUUAAUGAGUCUUCCACUUAUUUAAUGGGAUGGUUAAGAGAUUAUCUUUGGUUAAAUUCUUCACAACUAAUUAAUGGAUACAAUCCUUUUGGUAUGAACAGUUUAUCUGUAUGGGCGUGGAUGUUCUUAUUUGGGCAUCUUGUUUGGGCUACUGGAUUUAUGUUUCUUAUUUCUUGGCGUGGAUAUUGGCAAGAACUGAUUGAAACUCUUGCAUGGGCUCAUGAACGCACACCUUUGGCUAAUUUAGUUCGAUGGAGGGAUAAGCCGGUAGCUCUUUCCAGCCAAAGUUAUAGGAAUUAG
Molecule: messenger RNA, 1569 nt
Organism: Cryptomeria japonica (Japanese cedar)
Lineage: Eukaryota; Viridiplantae; Streptophyta; Pinopsida; Cupressales; Cupressaceae
Product: photosystem I P700 chlorophyll a apoprotein A2-like
Exons: 2
Coding region: 1-1569 (522 amino acids)
Biological process (GO): photosynthesis
Cellular component (GO): thylakoid; membrane
Source: RefSeq, a predicted model, not a curated record